AUGACAUGCCGCCGUGGAACCAUGAGGUCAUUACGACCAAUGUUUUUCAAACUUUCAGCAUUAACACAAAAAGCUUUUAUUCCUCAAGUAGACGCUACAAAGCCUCCGGCCACUCCAAAGCCUCAGGAAUCUGCUAAGCCUCAGGCCACUCCAAAGCCUGGCGCAGGUGAAACUAAAAAACCGGAUCCUGAAAAAGCUGCCAAGGCUGACAAAGCUCUCAAAGGCGUUUCGGAAGGUUUGAAAGCUGGUGGCCUUGGCGGACCUGGUGCCAUUGUCGGAUCUGUUGGCGCCGGCAUCAGUGGUGGGGGUGCUGGGGGCGGUGGGGCUGCUGGAGGUGGUGGAAGGGCUGGGGGUGGAGGGGCUGGGAAACGCAGUAAACGAAACGCAAUUGUUUUAUGA
Messenger RNA from Melampsora larici-populina 98AG31, 399 nucleotides. RefSeq lists its product as uncharacterized. The record is from RefSeq and is a predicted model, not a curated record. Bases 1 to 399 code for a protein of 132 amino acids. The transcript is spliced from 5 exons. Lineage: Eukaryota; Fungi; Basidiomycota; Pucciniomycetes; Pucciniales; Melampsoraceae.